UGUCUGCGCGCAUGAUGGGGUAAUGUCACGUCUAGUGACAGAAACGUGAGCUAAGAUUUGUUUGUUUGAAAAGGAUAGUACAAUUUAUGUAAAAUGCUGAAGACGCCAGUGCAUCGUUGCAGUGCGAUAACCACUGGGUUGAAACAUCUAUGUGUUUCAAAUGAGAGUGGAUCAUGUCUGUUGAUGCUUCGUUCGGGUCGACAUGGCAAUCGUCUCCUUUCUACCAGCUCAUCUGUCUGCGGAAAAGCUCUUCCAAGGAAGAAACCCAGGGAAGUCGUAGAAAUAAGUGGUCUUGAAAAUAUCUCAUAUGCCGAGAGAAUGCAUUUCGUUCCUGGGUUGGCAAAACCCAUUUUUUCAGUUUGGAAGCCUGAUUUUAAGGACCCUUUCCAUUAUAAGUCACCAAAACCUGAGGAAAUGGCACUGUAUAAGGAUAAAUCCUGUUACGUGUUCCAUCAAAGGACGAGUCUAAUGGAAGGUGUGAAACAGACCCUCUGGCUGACUAAAUCCAAGCUAAUCAAAGGAAUACCUGCUCAGAUCAUGGCACUGGCUGAUGAUCCAGCAUGUCAGAUCGAGAAUCAGGAUGAACGAGUACAGAAUGCUAUCAAACAUGCCCGUUUCUGGGACACCACAGAGACCCGACCUCCGAGAGAGAGGUUCUGUCCCACACUCCUAAACAGCCUGCUGCACCUGUGCGGCCUUCAGCAAUUCAAACACCCUGCUUUGGGAGAGAGGCUGCUGUCUCGGGACUAUAGCCUGGCAGCCUCGUGGCACAGAGGUGAGGACCUCAUCCAGGUGAGAGGGAAGAAUGGGAUGCUGCUCAACAGCAAGUCCCCCUUGCCUGCCAUGGCUGACCAGGAGGAGGUGCUAAGCACAGCCGACAGCUUUUUGGAGACCUUCUACCCCAUCGCGCCCACAAUCGACCUGCAGAACAUCAAUGUCUACGACGUGAAGACAGACACCGGGUUCCGAGAAGACUACGCUUAUCCGCAUGCUCACACGCUCUUCUUCACUCACCUGAAGGACGGCUUCCUUGAGCAGCUGCGGGCGAAGAUGGUCAUGUUUGCCUUUGGAAACGCGCUUGCUCGUGCCAGAGCCCUGUACGGGCCAGAACCACAGGUCCUGGAGAAGCCAGUGGUGCUGCAGAGUGUCGCCACCAACGGCCGUCUCUUCCAGUUCGUGGUGUUCCAGUUGAACACCACAGAUCUGACCACCGACAAUGGAGUAAAGAACUUGGUGUGGAUGGAGGAGCAGCCACUUUAUGACUUUGCUAAGGUCCGGCCACUCAUCAAAAAGAAGGUUGUACAGGUGCCUGCUGGCCUGGCUGGGUACCACCCUGACACGUUCAAGAAGUUCCUGGCAUUCUACCUACAUGGAGCAGUGUGAGCUGAGGGCAAUAAUACGCGAUCAAACCAUCACGUUGAUUUUUUGUUGUUGUUUAUAUGUUUAUAACAUGUGCUCAAAACAUCCCGUUGAUUUGUUUUGUUGUGGUUUAUAUCAUCCACUGAGUAAAACUUAUUCCAAAGUUUAAA
Molecule: messenger RNA, 1529 nt
Organism: Alosa alosa (allis shad)
Lineage: Eukaryota; Metazoa; Chordata; Actinopteri; Clupeiformes; Clupeidae
Gene: mrpl37
Product: mitochondrial ribosomal protein L37
Exons: 7
Coding region: 94-1383 (429 amino acids)
Biological process (GO): translation
Cellular component (GO): mitochondrion; ribosome
Molecular function (GO): structural constituent of ribosome
Source: RefSeq, a predicted model, not a curated record